AUGGAGAGGAAGACGAAAGAAAGCAAUGAAGUUGCUCCACAUGACAUUGAGAAUCCUCCCACUCCAUUGGCAACUUUAAUGAAAGAGGAAUUGCAUGGGUUGUCUACACUGUUCUCUUCGUGCUGCAUUUACAGAGUUCCUAAGCGGCUACGUCAUGUAAAAGAAAAGGCCUACACACCUCAGAUAGUCUCUAUAGGCCCAUUGCAUCAUGGGAAGAAAUCUUUAAAAUCCAUGGAAGAGCACAAAAAGAGAUACCUACAAGAUUUUCUGCGUCGCACCAACAUAAGCAUGGAGGAUCUUGUAAAGAAAAUAAGGGACCAAGAAGCAAGAGUGCGUAGAUGUUAUGCAGAAACCAUUGAGUUUACAGUUGAUGAAUUUGUAAGAAUCAUUCUAGUGGAUGCAACUUUCGUCAUUGAGAUCUUAUUGAAGAACAAAUUCCAUGAAUUUCAAGAUGCGAAUGACCGCCUUUUUAACAAACCAUAUAUGUUACAGGAUGUAUGGCCUGACAUGCGGUUGCUUGAAAAUCAGUUGCCACUUUUCAUUCUUGAGGAUCUUUUCAAGCUAUACAAAAUUCAAGUCUCUUCUAACAAUUCAAUAAUUACUCUUUCUCACGACUGGUUCAAAACACUAAUGGAUAUAGAAGGAACAGAAGAUAGUUUGCAGAGAAUGUGUUCUUCAAAAGUAGAACAUUUUGUUGAUCUUUGUAGAAAUCUGUAUCUACCAGUCGAAUCACGAGAUGGAGGGAAACUUGAAACUCUAACCACACCCAGCAUCACAGAGCUACACACAGCUGGAGUCAAGUUUAAGGUAGGAUCAAACCCAAACUUAUUUGACAUACGAUUCACUAAUGGGACUUUGAACAUUCCGAAGUUAAAAAUAAGCCCUGAAACAGAGCUUACAAUCAGGAAUCUUGUUGCCUUUGAACAAUGUCAUUGCACGCAUAAUUUAAUAAAUGAUUAUGUUGUCAUGAUGGAUCGUUUUGUGAACACCCCAAGGGAUGUAGAGUUGCUUGUUAAGUAUGGGAUUGUUGAAAAUAGUCUUGGUGACAGCAAUGACGCAUCUAUCCUGAUUAACAACCUGGCGAAUGGGGUCACCCUGGACGCCGAUAACUUCUAUUUUGCUGCUCUUUGUGAAGACCUGAACAAAUACUGCAGUUCGACGUGGCACAAAAGUAAGGCAAAUUUGAGGCAAAAUUAUUUCAACACACCGUGGACAACUAUCUCUGUCGCUGCAGCUGUUGUUCUCCUCGUGCUCACUGUCAUACAAACAGUGUGCUCUAUCAUCUCUGCCAAGCAACAACCACCUCGCUGA
This is a messenger RNA of Prunus armeniaca (apricot), 1311 nucleotides long. The record is from the annotation of a GenBank genome assembly. NCBI's taxonomy places the organism in Eukaryota, Viridiplantae, Streptophyta, Magnoliopsida, Rosales, Rosaceae.